AUGGAAAGAUAUAAAUUAUUUAUAAAUGAACUAAAGGAAGAAAACAAGAAAAUCAGGAAAAAGAUUAUUUUCGUAAAUAACAAAAUAAAAUAUAAGGUAUUAAAUGAUGGAGUAAUUAAAUACAAUAAAUAUUUUGUAAAAAGUUAUCGAGAGGAAAAGAAAAACAAUGUGUAUAAAUACUAUAAACACAAAAUUACGAGUAGCAAAAGAAAAAAAAAAUUUUUAAAUGAUGAUUUCCCAUAUUUUGAAAUAUAUAAAAAUACCAAUGAUGCUUUUAAAAAUAAUUUAUCAGGAUAUCGUCUUUUAAAAAUUAUGCAAAACUAUAAUGAAUUAAAAUUAUUUCAUUUUUGUGCAAAAAAUGACCUGAAAAAUUAUGCUUAUUUAUAUUCACAUAUCAUAGAAAUUGUAAUAAAAAAAAGAGAUCUUUAUACCAUCGAUCAAGUGUUACUAUUAACUGAUAAUAUAAGAAAAUUAAAUUAUUACAAUCCCUACUUUUGUAAACUUAUAUGUAGAGAAGUCUAUCUAGACAUAUAUAAAAUUAAGCAUAUGAGCCAGAUAACUCGUUUUAUAAAGUUUUUGAUGCAUUUCAAUAUUUUCAACUUUUAUUAUUUGGACAAAAUUUAUAAAUAUAUUAUAUACCUAGUUACCCAGAGCAACGGGUGGAAGCUCACGCCCGUUGGUGCGAAUACCGCCACUGCUGCUGCUUCUAAUGCUACUAUUGCUGCUGCUUCUAAUGCUACUAUUGCUGCUGCUUCUAAUGCUACUAUUGCUGCUGCUUCUAAUGCUACUAUUGCUACUGCUUCUACUUCUACUGCCUCUACUAAUAAUGAUGAUGAUACAAUAACUUUCAGAACAAAAGUACACGUGAAUGAAGAAGGGGGGAUACGCGAUGCAGCCUUUGAUGCCAUUCUUCUGCCAGUAUAUAACGGUGAUAUCGCCACCUUAUCAACGUCUUUUUUAAAAUAUAAACAUUUCAACGAGGAUAUGUUAAUGAUGCUAAUCUAUCUGUAUGAUCAUGAGAAUUAUAAACAUUUAAAAAAUGUCGAAACGUUGUAUCAUUUGUCGACAUUAAGUGAAUAUUAUAAUUUUAUAAACAAAUAUUACAACACUGCUAACUUUUUUAUGAAUACAUUUAAAAAUGAUAUAUUAAAGAAUACAUCUCAUCACAGCAAUUUUAUUUUAUUAAUGAAAACAUUUUAUAAUAUAUGUAAGAUGUGUAACACGUCUUUCCAUUUUGACACCUAUAAUUUAAUUAUUCAAAAGUAUGGCUUCUUAAACGAUAAACUAGAAGAGUGUGUGCAUGGAGGCGUGUUAGAGGCGAGGAACGCCAUGAAUUAUGUGUUAACCGCGUGCGCAAAAAAGAAAAAAAAAAAAAAUGUGCAAAAAAUAGGAAAGGAUUACAAAAAUGAGAACAAAAUGGAGCACAAAAACGAAGCAAUAGUUAUUAGGAAAAAAUACAAUAAGGAUAAGGAGGAAGACAAGCAGCAGAAUCAGCAGAAGCAGAAUCAGAAGCAGCAGCAGCAGGGAGGGAAAAAAAGCUCUACUGAUCAACGCGAAGAUAACCUCAUUGCACCUCAUCAGAAGGCACCUUUCCAACCAUUUAAUAUGAACAUACAUGAUAAUAACUUAAAAAGACAUACCAUAAAUGACGAUUAUUUAAUUAUGCACUCGUAUAAUGAAUCCCAUGCUAAUAGCAAUAAUUUUUACUACCUAUUUGACGCAAUAAAAUAUAUUAUAUUAUUUGUAGAAUUAAAAAUACUAUCAUUUUCUCCCUUUAAAAAAAAAAAAAUAGAACGUUUAGCCGAAAUUGAAUUUUUAAAAAGAAAAAAUUUUGAAAGAGAUAACGAAAAAAAUGUGUAUAAAUACAUUUCUCAAAAUAUUAGUAAAGAACAACGGGAGCAUAUGGAAUAUAUAUUAAGAACAAAUAAGCACGACAGAGAUUUUGAUGAUACAAAUUUGAAAUUUUUAUUUUAUUUAAAUUAUAAUAAGUAUCAAUGCGAUAAUGAUACGUAUGAUUAUGGCGCAAAUUUAAAAGAAGAAUCUAACGAUAAAUGGGAGGAAGAAACAACAUCACAGAAUGAGAGAGAUGAAAAAAAAGAAAAAACGCAAAGGGGAAUAAUCCUUUCAUCGGACGAUAUUAAUAAUUAUGUAAAGGAGAAACAGGAUAUCAAAUUCAAUUUAAAGGAUGAUACAUAUUUUUCUCAUAUUUUUUUUCACUUAUCUUCAAUACAAUUUAUUUUAAUUUUUUUUUUUUUAUCUACUGCACAGUUCAGCAAGGAAGAAGAGCGCAUAAUGAAAGAGUCUCUUGAAGCCUUAGCAUUUUACAAAAGCAUUUUACAAAGACUUGACGUUAAUGACGUGGCUGAUUUGUUCUACUUUUUAACGGUGUUUCAAGUUAUUCAGGGUUAUCAAGAAGGAACAAUAAAAAAAAAUGAAUACGGUUAUUAUGAAGUUAUGAAGAAAAAGGAUAAUGAGGAAUUGUAUAAACUACUGUCCAAUAUUUUAAUCAAGAAAAUUAUUAACAUACGAGAAGAAAAUUUGUACAAAAUAAUUUUAUCUUGUGCAAACACUGCUUACUCGGAUGUCUAUUUGAAUCACUUUUUAAAAAAUUUUAAUAGGCACAUAAAAUUCAGCAAAAUGAGAAAAUUUAUGAACUGUUAA
Plasmodium malariae is the source of this 2661-nucleotide messenger RNA. RefSeq names its product conserved Plasmodium protein, unknown function. The coding region runs from base 1 to 2661 and encodes 886 amino acids. Gene Ontology annotation, cellular component: preribosome, large subunit precursor. The record is from RefSeq and is a predicted model, not a curated record. Gene Ontology annotation, biological process: ribosomal large subunit assembly. Gene Ontology annotation, molecular function: rRNA binding. The transcript is spliced from 4 exons. Lineage: Eukaryota; Apicomplexa; Aconoidasida; Haemosporida; Plasmodiidae.